GUGGUGGAAAGAGCUCGGAUUGGCUAAGGAAUUGAAGUUUGCCAGAGACCAACCAGUUAAAUGGUACAUAUGGUCCAUGGCAUGCCUAACAGAUCCAAAGUUAUCAGAGGAGAGGGUUGAGCUCACAAAACCCAUCUCAUUCAUCUAUUUGAUUGAUGACAUUUUUGAUGUUUACGGGACGCUUGAUGAGCUCAUUCUCUUCACAGAGGCUGUCAAUAGAUGGGAAAUUGGUGAUAUAGAUCACCUACCAGACUACAUGAAAAUAUGCUUCAAGGCUCUUCACGAUAUGACGAAUGAAAUCAGCAGCAAGGUCUAUCAGAAGCACGGCUGGAACCCGUUACACUCUCUUAGGAAAACGUGGGGGAGUCUGUGCAAUGCAUUUUUAGUAGAAGCAAAAUGGUUUAAGUCUGGGCACUUGCCCAAAGCAGAAGACUACUUAAAGAAUGGGAUUGUUUCUUCUGGGGUGAAUGUGGUGAUGGUCCACAUUUUCUUUCUCUUGGGUCAAGGCAUAACCAAACAAAGCGUGGAGCUGUUGAAUGAAACUCCAGCUAUCAUAUCUUCUGCAGCAGCAAUUCUGCGGCUCUGGGACGACUUGGGAAGUGCAGAGGAUGAGAAUCAAGAUGGGCACGACGGCUCAUACAUACGGUGCUACUUAAACGAACACCAAGGCUGUUCGAUUGAGGACGCACAAGAAAUUACUAUUACUUUGAUUUCAGAAGAAUGGAAGCGCCUGAACAAAGAAUUGGUGUCUCCUAAUCUGUUUCCAGCCGCAUUCACCAACGCUUCCCUUAAUCUUGCAAGAAUG
Molecule: messenger RNA, 805 nt
Organism: Prunus avium (sweet cherry)
Lineage: Eukaryota; Viridiplantae; Streptophyta; Magnoliopsida; Rosales; Rosaceae
Source: RefSeq, a predicted model, not a curated record